Messenger RNA from Salmo salar (Atlantic salmon), 3182 nucleotides. Lineage: Eukaryota; Metazoa; Chordata; Actinopteri; Salmoniformes; Salmonidae. The record is from RefSeq and is a predicted model, not a curated record.
GAGCAUGCUCGAACCGGCAGGGAGGGUGUGAGAUGGUGUGAGCAUGCUCUAGUGUGUUGUGACGUCUGGAAAGAUAGAAUAUCCGACUGUUAUGUUGCAGUAGACGCUCCACCGGCAUAUUUCGUUCCCAUAAAAAACCCAUAGGAACAACGUAAGAAGCUGUCCAUUUCAGCACUACAUAGGCUACCGUCGCCUUUGUGUAUCUACAUCACGUAAUGUCUAUUUCAACUUGACGACCUCCAUACUUGAUGGAACUCGAAGCUGCGGACUGCAGUGCCAAUAACAGCGUGUUGCCUGCAGUACGCCGGUGUAAUAGACAACGCAUCUCUUAUUCCAUGGUCUAUGCUACAUAGUAACAUGCGGUCAGACCAACUCACCGAAACCUUGCUGUCCUUCUGCAACGUUUAGCCUAUCUAAUGGUCCGGUAUGGUGACUAGAGAUCUGCUGGAAGCAACCUAUGGGCCUGUUGGUCCCAUUUGUCCACGAUGUCCUUAUUCUUACUGAGUAGGAAAGAAGAUCUCCUCAAGAUACACUCCUCUCGCUUCUUUAUCAUUCUCUCUCUUCCUGGCCUCGUGAUGUGCAGAGUGUGAGGUCAUGUCCCAGUCUGGAAAAGUCAUUCAUCUGUAUGCGGAGGUGAGGUCAGCCCCAGAGCAGGAUGGGAAGGGGGGCUUGGGAGGAGGAGUGGAGGGGCUUGGGACUGGGAGUGACUCAGCCUCAGCACAGGAUCGGCCUGCGGGGCUUUUGUCCCAGCUAGCCUGCCAGACAAAAUGCCAAACUCCUACCAAAGCUCCAACACACCGCCUGGCCCAUAACUUCACCCACACCCAGUCUCCCUCCAGACACAAAGUGAGCUUCCAGCUCCACCAAGGUAGUGGCACCCAAUCGCCUAGCACCUCCCAUCAACAGAGUUUACCAGCAGCACUGACCCACUCCCCAGUCUUUUCUGGGACUGGGAAGAGCACCACCCCACACACACACCCCUCCAAAGGGCAGGGGGUGGGGGGCAAUGGCAAACGGUCGGUGGUCACCUUCAGCUACAUUGAGAAGGCUAACGUCAAGACAGUGGAGAGCCCACAGAACUCAGCCUGUCAGAGGAGGUCUAGGGAGGAGCAGUCGUCCCCACCUUCCCACCCCCGGAAUAAACUCAGCGACCCCAUCUGGUUGGGUAGUCCUGGCUCCUCAUGCAGCUCCAUUCCCAAACUAGCGUUUUGUCCCCCAGGGGGUCACCAGCAGCAGCCGGCAGGCUCUCCCAGCCUCCGCCACCCUGUCUUGGAUCCUGACGGUAUUGCGGCCACCCAGCGUGCCCUGGAGGAGUUUGGGUUUGGUUCCCCCCUGUUCAGGAGUAAGGUCAUCCAUGGGCUCGAGCAGAGUCCCAGGGGCUCCCGCCACAACCUGCAGGCCCGCUGCCUGUCCUGGGCCGGUGGUUCUCCUGUCCAGCGCCACAGCGCCUGCAAUAAUCUCCACAAUAAUCACGCUGUGGAUGCAGAUAGAAACCGGGCCAUUUGCGGGCCAUUACCCAGGAGCUCAGCCUCAGUCCAGCUUUCGUCCCAUGCUAAGCAGGCCGCUCUGGGGAUGUCUCCUAACUCAAGACCCUGUUCGUGCAUGGGGCUCCAGGCCCAGAGCCCACACCACUGGGCAGGUCUGGACAAAGCAUUAGCAGGUAGUCCAACCACACAGAAACAAGUGCACAAGCCCUGUAACAGCAGUUCCUCCUCUCAAGGGACCAUCAUCCAACUUGAAAAUAAACUAGGGGCGGGAACUGUACUGAAUCAGCUAAGUUGUAGCAAACCCUCCUCCCCAGCCAACAGCCCUGAAGUGGCCCGGAGGCUUGCAGAGGAGGCUACUAAAGUAUCCUCUAUUUUAGCAGAGGUAAAGAGGAACUCAUUGACAUUGCACAAUGCUUUAGACGAAGUUGAGAGCCCCAACUCUGUAUGUAUGUCUGGAGAAGCUGACAGUUCUGUCCCAAAUGCACAAGGGCAACAUUUGCAGCAUCAGACAGUUAAGAUGAAUAUCCCUUUACAUGGCCAACACACACCAGCGUCGAACGACACUGGCUCUCACCGGGCUGGAAACUCUUUACCAUCGUCACGCACACAGGACUCAAACUCUCCAACAACAACUAAUCACGGGACACAGCAUGGAAGAGGGCAGGCUCUGGCUCAGAGCUCCAUUCUAUCAGACACAGUAGUGAGUGUAGGAGGGUCCCCUGCCCUGCCUUCACGCUUCAUCCGUCCAUCUAUUCCCCCAACCGAGACCAGCUCCCCUCUGAAAGACCCCAGGCUGCUGAGAGCCCAGCUCAGAGUCACAGAAAGCCCCACACUGCAUCGCUGCCGGCCCCCUCAGUACACUAGAGAUUUCUGGUCGUUCGAGCCGGACAGGAGAGCCGACUUCUCCUGCUUUGACAGGGGGGAUAGUGCCGAGCUGGCUCGUAGGCUCUACAUACGCCAAAGUGUGGUGGAAGCCCCUGUCAGCUGGACCUCCAGGCAGCCCUGGAGCCACCUAGUGGGGGAGGAGAGCAGAAACUCCAGUUCCAACCCCAUACACGGACCUGGACCUGGGCAGCAGCCCCUAAGCGUGGCCCAGCAGAAAAGGGCCGAGCGUAGGAGGAGGGAGGUUCUGCUGCUGGGCCCUGUGGUGCUGGACUCGCCAGAGGAGGAUGAGGGCCUGAAUGGGGAUGGGGAAGAGGUUCACGGACCAGGGCAACAGAUAGGCCUGCUGAGGGUGGAGGAGCCUCCAGAGGGGGAGCAAAUCAGGGUAGCAGGGUCCUCAUCACGCAGCUCCAGCGGGGUGACCGGCAGCCUGGGGGAAAGGGACUGUGUGUCCCCAGAGUCCAGUCAGUCCAGCCACCAGAGCAACGAGACAGGGGCUGCCACCUCAGGGAUACAGUGUUUUGGAGCAGCCUCUGGAAUAAGUUUAAUUGCACUGGGAGGUAUGAACAGCGGAACCAAUUCGGGAAGUCGUAUUCCUGGUCGUCAUGCUGACGGACAGUGGUUCUGCAGUCCCAGGCCCCUCCCUCCACUCUCAGAGGAUAGCUCGUGCCAAGUGGGAGUUCCUAUUUGGGACCCCCGCUGAGGAGGAUGCCAGCAGGGGGGAGAAAAAUACCAUCGAGGCCUCGACAGCUCCUCCUAGUGGCCAGUCCAGUGAAUCCCCCACCCCCACGCCCCCCCAUCUCCCUCCCCCUC